Anopheles moucheti is the source of this 1308-nucleotide messenger RNA. RefSeq names its product enoyl-CoA hydratase domain-containing protein 3, mitochondrial. NCBI's taxonomy places the organism in Eukaryota, Metazoa, Arthropoda, Insecta, Diptera, Culicidae. Gene Ontology annotation, molecular function: hydro-lyase activity. The transcript is spliced from 3 exons. Gene Ontology annotation, cellular component: mitochondrion. The coding region runs from base 10 to 837 and encodes 275 amino acids. The record is from RefSeq and is a predicted model, not a curated record.
GAUCGCAAAAUGAUAACAAGAAUUGGACGUGUUUUGCUUCACCCUAGGAGUUUUUCGCAAAGAUACCUGUCGACGUACACGUUCAACGAUGGAGUUGGCACUAUUUUGUUGGACAAUGAGAAAACACGCAAUUCUCUUUCGUUAGACAUGAUGGAGAGUAUUCAUAGGCAUAUCGUUGAUAACCAGCAUGAUACCGAAAUUCGGUGCAUUGUUUUAGCAGCUCGGGGGCGUGUGUUUUCAGCAGGACAUAAUCUCAAAGAAUUAACCGCUGAGCAUGGACCAGACCACCACAAGCAAGUGUUUCACAAAUGUUCGGAAUUGAUCGAUACCAUCCGGUUAGCGCCUGUACCUAUCAUUGCCAAAGUUGAUGGCUUAGCUGCCGCAGCAGGAUGUCAGCUGGUAGCGUCCUGUGAUAUGGCGGUUUGCAGUGAUACUAGCACAUUCUCUACUCCCGGGGCUAGCUUUGGCAUAUUUUGUUCAACGCCGGGAAUCGCGGUGGUACGGUCUAUUCCUCGCAUGAGAGCGGCCUAUAUGUUAUUUACCGGACUUCCCAUUACGGCAAACGAAGCCCUUGAAGCAGGACUUGUAAGUAAAGUAGUUUCUAAAACUGAGAUCAAUGAAGAGGUGGACAACAUUUGUAAAGCCAUAGCAUCGAAAAGUCGUGCUGUAAUUGCACUUGGCAAGACAUUUUUUUAUAAACAAAUAGCAAUGGACAUUGCCACAGCGUAUGAACUCGGUGAGCAAAUAAUGGUUCAAAAUUUAGCUACAAUCGAUGGGCAGGAGGGAAUAAAGAGCUUUGUAGAAAAGCGUCGACCUCAAUGGCAUCACAAAGAAUAAAUAAGUAGGAUAAAGAUUUUUGCUGCAUUUAGAUUGACCUUUGUACCUUUGUUUCCAUAGUGUAUACAUUGUCGCGCAAUUAUUUAGAAAUUGUACCUACGUUAAGCGAUGUAUAAGGAAUAAAUCUAAGUGCAAUCAUUGAAGCACGCCUGGUUAUAAACAGCAUGAGGAUGGAAUGUAGAUUUAGGUGUUUAUAGAAGCACAUACCAGUAUCCGACAUCGGUUGAUAAUAAAUUAUUUUACAUAGCAGAAAAUAAAUUUGUCCAUCUUUACCAUUUAACAUUCAAACGAUCCAACAGUACGACUGGAGCACAAGCUUUUCUGUUUGAGUUUUUUUGUCGUUUAAUAAUCUUCAAUUGGCUCUGAUACCUAAUUAAGAUCUACAGUUAACAGGUCGAAGCCGAAAUCUAUCUCUGAAAUGUCUUGAUUAAAGGCUGGAGUUGAAUAGAUCUAAGUUAGCGUUAGAUUGCA